Molecule: messenger RNA, 2231 nt
Organism: Terrapene triunguis (Three-toed box turtle)
Lineage: Eukaryota; Metazoa; Chordata; Testudines; Emydidae
Product: protein wntless homolog
Exons: 12
Coding region: 129-1754 (541 amino acids)
Biological process (GO): Wnt protein secretion; Wnt signaling pathway; intracellular protein transport
Cellular component (GO): organelle membrane; endomembrane system
Molecular function (GO): Wnt-protein binding
Source: RefSeq, a predicted model, not a curated record
AGAGGGGGAGCCAGAUCCGGGCGUGCCUGGGCAAUCUGUGCUGAGUCUGUCUCCUUUCCAUCCCUGCAGCACUUUCAGAGCCUUAAGUUUUGCAGUGAGAGAGAAGUGGGGCGGAAAUCUCUGCAAAAAUGGCUGGGGCAAUUAUAGAAAACAUGAGCACUAAAAAGCUGUGCAUUGUUGGAGGGAUCUUACUGAUUUUCCAAGUCAUCGCUUUUCUAGUGGGAGGUCUGAUUGCUCCAAGUCCCACUACGGCUAUGCACUACAUGUCAAUAAAAUGUGUAGAUGUACGGAAAAACCACCACAAAACCAAGUGGCUAAUGCCUUGGGGACCCAACCAGUGUGAGAGGAUCCGAGAUCUUGACGAGGCAAUGAGCAGACAAAUAGAAGCCAAUGACAUUGUGUUUGCUGUUCACAUCCCCCUCCCCACCAAGGAGAUGAGUCCCUGGUUCCAGUUCAUACUUGUUAUCCUGCAGCUGGACAUUGCGUUCAAGAAAAAUAAUGAGAUAAAAGACAAUGCAGAAGUUACGCUUGAUGUGUCCUUGGCCUAUCGUGAUGACAUGUUCAGUGAAUGGAAAGAAAUGGCACAUGCGAUAGAGACCCGAAAGCUAAAAUGUUCUUUUGCCUCUCCAAAAACCAUAGAGCAUGAAGGCCGACACUAUGACUGUGAUGCACUCCAUUUCAUGGAAAUUGGAACUGUGGCUCACAAAUUCUACCUCCUCAACAUUCGACUCCCUGUGAAUGAAAGGAAACUAAUUAAUGUGGGAAUUGGGGAAAUAAAGGAUGUUCGCCUGGUGAGUAUCCAUCAAAAUGGAGGUUUUACAAAGGUGUGGUUUGCAAUGAAAACCUUCCUCACGCCCAGCAUCUUCAUCAUCAUGGUUUGGUAUUGGAGACGGAUCACGAUGAUGACACGCGCUCCUGUCCUGCUGGAAAAGGUGAUCUUUGCUCUUGGGAUCUCCAUGACGUUCAUAAAUAUCCCAGUAGAGUGGUUUUCCAUUGGAUUUGACUGGACUUGGAUGUUGCUCUUUGGAGAUAUUCGACAAGGAAUCUUCUAUGCCAUGCUUCUGUCAUUUUGGAUAAUCUUUUGUGGCGAGCAUAUGAUGGAUCAAAAUGAACGAAAUCAUCUUUCUGGAUAUUGGAAACAGGUUGGGCCCAUAGCUGUUGGUGCCUUCUGCCUUUUCAUCUUUGACAUGUGCGAGAGAGGGGUACAACUGAAAAAUCCAUUCUACAGUAUCUGGACCACAGAUGUUGGCACGGAGCUGGCUAUGGCAUUUAUUAUAGUUGCAGGAAUCUGCCUUUGCCUCUACUUCCUGUUUUUGUGUUUCAUGGUGUUUCAAGUGUUCAGAAACAUUAGUGGGAAACAAUCCAGCCUCCCAGCAAUGAGCAAGGCUCGCAGGCUUCAUUAUGAGGGGCUGAUUUUUAGGUUCAAGUUCUUGAUGCUCAUCACUCUGGCCUGUGCAGCAAUGACGAUCAUCUUCUUCAUUGUCAGUCAGGUGACUGAAGGCCAUUGGAAAUGGGGGGACUUCACAGUACAGGGGAACAGUGCCUUCUUCACAGGCAUCUAUGGGAUGUGGAACCUCUACGUCUUCGCUCUUAUGUUCCUAUAUGCUCCAUCGCACAAGAAUUAUGGUGAAGAUCAAUCAAAUGGUGAUCUGGGAGUAAGUAGUGGGGAGGAGCUUCAGCUCACCACCACCAUCACCCAUGUGGACGGGCCAACCGAGGUUUACAAGCUGGCUCGCAAGGAGGCUCAAGAGUAACUCCUGGAACGCCUCACUUGGGACAAACACAAUGAAGUACAAUACACAGAUUGAGACAACGUCCUCCUUGAGGAGACAUCAGAAGUAACUCACUCUACAAAUGCCCAGUAUUUAUAGUGUUCACUGAGCGGUGGCACUAAAAUAGAACCUUUGUAAUCUCUCUCUAAUAUGGUGUAGUUAUCUCUGGGGGAGGGCAGGAUAUGUAUUUUAUAUUUUACAGACAUGCUAAACGAACACUAAGGGUGCAAAGUGAAACGUUCAAGAGUUAAAAGCCAGGAUUAAUGUUGCCUGCAGAACCUUAAUUUGGCUCCUUGUGUGUAUGCAGGAUGAUAGUCUUUAAUUACUGGGGGUUUUACACAGGACCUCUGCCUCAUUCAAUGCACAAAAUGGACAGUGGAGGUAUCACUUAAGAGGAGGUAUUUAGUAUUUUGUCAUCUUUUUGUGUGUAAUUUCCUCAAACACACAGAAAAUGCAAAA